Molecule: messenger RNA, 3153 nt
Organism: Nomia melanderi (Alkali bee)
Lineage: Eukaryota; Metazoa; Arthropoda; Insecta; Hymenoptera; Halictidae
Product: carbohydrate sulfotransferase 11
Biological process (GO): carbohydrate biosynthetic process
Cellular component (GO): membrane
Molecular function (GO): sulfotransferase activity
Source: RefSeq, a predicted model, not a curated record
AAACUGCUCACCGGUAGCCUCGCGUUCACGCCGAGGCCGAGGUCGCGCAACGGUCAGUUUUGCUGUUUUACCAGGCGAAAGUGAGCUCGCGAAAUCUCGCCCAAAUCGAGCAGCUUCGUUGUCAGAGAUAAUCGAACGGAGGAAGAUUCCAACCUGACUCCAGAGGAACGGUUAAUGGAGGAAGCAACGAACGUCGAGACCGAGCGACGAUUGAUCGCUAGGAGGAAGUUUUUGACCGAGAGAUGCGCCGAGGAAGGUUUGGAUCGACCUGGGAACGAUUCCCUUCACAGACCGAAUGCCUGGGAAUUCCUUGUAAAUAAAGAGUACCAUCUGAUAUGGUGCAACGUCUUCAAAGCAGCGUCUACGUCAUGGAUGUACAAUUUUAAUUUACUAGCUGGAUACAGUCCACAGUUCUUGAAGGCCUCGAAUGCUGUACCAGUUUCUCUGGCGAGGCGGAAGUAUCCUAGAUACACAGCAGAAGAGUUGUCCAAGUUCCUAAACGACAGUAUCAGUUUUCUGAUUGUCAGGCAUCCCUUUGAGAGAUUACUCAGCGCUUAUAGAGAUAAACUGGAGCACAGUUUACCGCACACGUUUCAUAGUAAUCUGGGGGCUCAUAUUGUUUGGCACUACAGAUCAAGGGAUCCAAAAACGAAUGGACGACACGGUCCGAGGUAUCCGCUGUUUGAGGAAUUUGUACGAUGGCUGUUGUGCCAGUGGAGAGCUGGCAACGAGUUGGAUAUGCACUGGACACCGGUUGUGAAUUUUUGUACACCGUGUCAAGUUCGAUUCGAUGUAAUAGCAAAAUUUGAGACACUUCAUGAAGAUCAAGAUUACCUGAUCAAACAAGCUCACGUGGGCCACAUUAUCAAGCCAGAGUGGAAGAAUCCGACUAGAGGUGUUCAAACAAAGGACGUAAUAAAGAAUUAUUUCGCUCAAUUGUCUAAAUCCCAGAUCAAUGAUCUGUACGAGAUGUUUAGGUAUGAUUUUGUGCUCUUUGAUUACUCUCCCGAUGAUUAUAUUAUACUUGGGAGAGAUGAAGAUACAGAACUGAUUUGUAAAAAAUAAUUAAGUACCGGCUGUCUGGUGCAUAGGAAACAAUUGCAUCUACGUUUGAAUGUUCUGUUUCUGUUUCGUUAAAUUCGCACCGAUGCGUAUGAAGUCGGUUACAACGAAUGUAUUAGAUAGGAAGUAAUGGUUACUAAUUACAAUGAAUUACUUCGAAUUAGGGAUUAUGCCCCGAUCGCGUUACUUAAUUGCUAAGAUAAAGAAAAUAUAGUCAGCUUCUCGAGUUGACAAUAUCUGUGCAAGCACUGUUAUUGCAUUUGAAUUUUUGAUAAUUGACAAAUAACAAAUGUUACAGUCUAUUAAACUGUUAGACUCUAUGAGAAUCUUGAAUAUUUGCAAAUUGUUAUGAUACAAUUACGAAAUAUUUUGAAGGCCUCACGUACGCGUAGUAAAAGUAUUACACCGCUUAUAUAUUUGCAUUCCCAUAGUUGUACAUACAUUUAAACUCUUUCCUUUGUUUGCUAGCUAUACGAAUUAUACAUAGAGUUUAUUUUUUGUUAAUAUAAAUAUACAAAGUCGAUUGACAAAGCUUAUAAGAUGUUUUGUAAUCUAAUAUUUGAAAACAGAACAUUUAUAUUAUCUUAUAAUUUAUAUCUGUAUAUCUGUGUAUAUGUAUAUACACAUAUGUUGGUAUAACCAUUGUUACCAUAGUUAUUAUUUUCAAUAUUAAGAUGGUAAUAUUAUUGCCUAGGAAAAAUGUAGCAUACAACUGUAGUAGUAACAUCUACUGAAUUAUACUUCCAGUUGCUACAUAUAAUUUUUCUACUGCUUGUUUUUGCUUUCGAAUAAUUGUUUGGUUUUCCUGUUUCAAUCUUGUUACGAAACUUAAUAAAAAUGAUUCACUAUCAAUGGUACUUAAAUCUCCAAUGAAAUAUUUAUGAUAAAAUCGGUAUCACGAAUGUUAUAUGAUCUUAUGUAAAUAAAACAAAAAUUUUUGUAAAAUGAACAUUAACAAAACAAACGUGACAUAGAAAAUUUCAAUCCUUUACAAUUUUAUAUAUCAUAAGUACAAAGUGACAAUAAUUUUGAGAAAUAAAAGAAUUAAAUGAAGUAGACUACACGAAACAUUAAUUUUAUUCAUAGGAAAUGUUUACUUUAUUCAAAUUAAAUUUAAGUGUUUCAUAAAAUAGAAGAUACAAGCUUUAUAAAGGCAAAUCAUUCUUUUAAAUUUCAUAAAACAAAGUUUUAGUUAUUCCAUGCAGAAUAUGUUAUACUUCAUUCCGAUUUAUACCCAUUACAGUUGAAGGAUAUAUGAUGGAACAUGCAUAUUUAUAAUUUAGUAGAUGCAAUGUACUUACUGCGUUGACGUAUUCUGUAGAACUACACCAAUGACCCACUUCUCCCAUAAGACACGUUUCCAGCUAUUUUGUACAAUUAAAAUUUGAUUGACCUUGAUUCCUUGUUUUUUUUUCUUCACAACUGGUUGUCCGUCUAUAGUGUAUAACUGCAAAGAAUACAUAUGAAUAUUAAUGCAAUAGAGAUAUAGAUUAUAACUGUUUAUUUUUCACGGGCAUUACAAGUAGGUGACUCACAUCACUGUCAGAAUCUGAAGACACAUUUUCUCCAUACUGAGCAUUGUACUGCAAUUUCUUUAAAAUUUUUCCUGUCGUAACUUGGAUUUCUUUAAUAUCGUUCGUUGUCUUUUCAAUUCGAGUUUCUACAUCUGAUAAUUGUUUCAUUAAAUGCUCUUCUACUGGAUUGCAUUUCGGUGUUUGUAUCGGUAAAUCUUCAUCACUGAGAGCAAACAUAUCCUCCUCGAACAUUUCCAUUUUGUUUGCAAUGAUAAAUUCAAAGUUUGACAAUGAAUCAUACUUCCUUAUCAACCAACGAUUAGCAACACUACCUAAUCAGGAAUGACAACAAGUGUUAGAAAUAUUCAUUUUUCUAAUACGUCGAAAUAACCUUUCCGUCGACAUUGUGAUAUACCAACAAAUAACUGUAGUGCGUAUCUGCUUUGAAUGUAUUUACGAAAAAUCCUUCACGAAACUUCUUUAGUUUUGAAACUGAAACGAAACGAUACGCAAAAACACUUUUGACCGGUACAGCCGAAAACACAUAUUUACGCCGCAUGUAGAGUAAACCACGAAC